GUGGCUGGUCGGGAGCAGCUGUUGGCUCAACAGAGAAUGCACAGCUUGAUCAACUCAGUGGAGGUGAAGUCAGAGGUCCCCGUGGCUCUGGAUCCCGUCUCGCCCUUGGACUUGAGGACGGACCUCAGAAUGAUGAUGCCCAUGGUGGAUCCCGUGCUGCGGGAGAAGCAGCUUCAGCAGGAGCUCCUCCUCAUCCAGCAGCAGCAGCACCUACAGAAGCAACUGCUUAUUGCCGAGUUCCAGAAGCAGCACGAGAACCUGACCCGACAGCACCAGGCCCAGCUGCAGGAGCACAUCAAGUUGCAACAGGAACUUCUAGCCAUAAAGCAGCAGCAGGAACUUCUGGAGAAGGAGCAGAAGUUGGAGCAGCAGCGGCAGGAACAGGAAGUGGAGAGACACCGCCGGGAGCAGCAGCUACCCCCUCUUCGAGGCAAAGAGAGAGGACGAGAAAGAGGAGUGGCGAGCACCGAGGUGAAGCAGAAGCUGCAGGAGUUCCUGUUGAGCAAGUCUGCCACCAAGGACUCUCCCACCAAUGGAAAGAACCAUUCCGUGAGCCGCCACCCCAAGCUCUGGUACACGGCGGCCCACCACACCUCCCUGGAUCAGAGCUCGCCCCCCUUGAGUGGAACCUCACCGUCCUACAAAUACCCAUUACCCGGCGCCCAAGAUGCAAAGGACGACUUCCCGCUUCGAAAAACUGCCUCAGAGCCUAACUUGAAGGUGCGAUCCCGCUUAAAACAGAAAGUGACAGAGAGGAGAAGCAGCCCCCUACUCAGGCGGAAGGACGGAAAUGUUGUCACUUCAUUCAAGAAGCGAGUGUUUGAGGUGGCAGAGUCCUCCGUCAGCAGCAGUUCUCCUGGGUCAGGCCCCAGCUCGCCCAGCAACGGACCUGCCCCCGGCAUGGCAGAAAGCAGCGAGACGUUGCUCGUGCCACCCACUCCGCACCCGGAGCAAAUGGUUUCACAGCAGCGUCUUCUGAUUCAUGAAGAGUCCAUGAAUCUUUUAAGCCUCUAUCCAUCCCCAUCUUUGCCCAACAUAACUCUGGGUCUCCCUGCCGUGCCAUCACAGCUCAGUGCUUCAUCUUCCAUCAAAGACAAACAGAAGUGCGAGGCCCCUGCACUGAGGCCACCAGGAGUUACUUUGCCGGGGCAGUACACGGGAAGCAUCCCAGCAUCUUCGAGUCAUCCCCAUGCUGCCCUAGAAGGAAAACCCAAUAGCAGCCAUCAGGCACUCCUACAACACUUGUUACUGAAGGAGCAGAUGAGACAACAAAAACUGCUUGUGGCUGGCGCGGUUCCCCUCCAUCCGCAGUCCCCUCUGGCAACCAAGGAGAGAGUAUCACCCGGCCUUCGAGGUGCCCACAAGUUGCCUCGCCACAGGCCCCUGAAUCGUACCCAGUCUGCCCCUUUGCCCCAGAGCACAUUGGCCCAGCUGGUCAUUCAGCAGCAGCACCAGCAGUUCCUGGAGAAACAGAAACAGUACCAGCAGCAGGUCCACAUGAACAAAAUGCUUUCCAAGUCCAUUGAGCAGCUGAAACAGCCAGGAAGUCAAUUGGAAGAGUCGGAAGAGGAGCUUCAUGGCGAUCAGCCCAUGCAAGAAGACCGGGCUCCCUCCAGCACCAACAGUGUCCGGAGCGACAGCAGCUUGGGCCCGGAUGACGGCCAUCGGGGUCCCCCUUUGGGACCUGUGAAAAUAAAAGAGGAACCCCUGGACAGUGACGAUGAUACUCAGCCCCAGCAAAUGGAAUCUGGGGAGCAGGCUGCUUUGGUGCAACAGGUAAUAGGCAAGGAUUUGGCGCCAGGAUUUGUAAUUAAGGUUAUUAUCUGAA
Gracilinanus agilis (Agile Gracile Mouse Opossum) is the source of this 1828-nucleotide messenger RNA. It is a transcript of the gene HDAC9, whose product is annotated as histone deacetylase 9. The record is from RefSeq and is a predicted model, not a curated record. Bases 37 to 1827 code for a protein of 596 amino acids. Gene Ontology annotation, biological process: chromatin organization. Lineage: Eukaryota; Metazoa; Chordata; Mammalia; Didelphimorphia; Didelphidae. Gene Ontology annotation, cellular component: histone deacetylase complex. The transcript has 11 exons. Gene Ontology annotation, molecular function: histone deacetylase activity.